AUGGUCUUGUUCUACAACAAAGAAGACACUCCAUUCUCCAGUCGAAUGAAUCACAAGUCGAUUCGCGAAAAAGAGCGGCGUGAUGAGAUCAACAACAAAAUCAACGAAUUGCGCAAUUAUGUUUGUGACGAUGAAAUCGACAAAAAGGCGAAUGGAUUGAAACAAGCUGAUGUCCUUUGGCGUACUGUUGAACUCGUGUAUAGACUGGAAGGAGAAACGCCCGGAACUUCGUACCAACCGGAGCGCAAAGGUUUCAUUGACGCGUUCGGUUUCGUCGAGAACGAGGUCCUCCAUUUCAUCCGGAAUCUCGGAGUCGAUCCAUCGAUUUGUCAAGACUUCAUUGAUCGCGUCAAAGCGUGUUUUGAGCAAGAGAAACAACAGCUUCUGCUCAGCAAAGGGUCUCCGGGAUUAAAGAAGAAAGGCUCGCCGGUCGGCCGUGUGAAGUCGUCGCCGGAUAGCGAUCGAAGCACACCAUCGCCAUUCAAAAAGUUGGAUCGAAAAAUUAUAAAAAAGAAUCGCGAACAGGAUCGUCGGGAUCGUCAAGGAGAAGCGAUCGAAGCGCUUAAACAUUUUCUCAUCGUCAUUUCAGCGAAUCGGUCAAAAAUUCAUGUAGAGAAAAUGCAGAGACUCACAGUGUUGGAAAACAUUUUGGAAUAUAUUAAAAGCAAAAAGGGAAAUUUCACGACAGAUUGUACUCAAGAAAAAACCCUGUAUCAAGUCGCCUACAACGGCGGAUUCGAGAUUGCUACAAAACUCGCAUUGGAAUUCUUCAAAAACGACAAACAUUUGUGUGUUCGUACCGCUGCAUUGGAAAGGCACAUCAAGUUUCAAAGAGCAUUACAAUUGCACAACACUCAACCAACGCCAGUUCCUUCGGCAGUCUCUGUUGGAUUCCCGCCGAUGCCUUUCGGCUUUUUGCCAGUCAUCCCAAACUUUUGCGUAUCAUCGCCAACGUAUUCAGUCGAGAGUGGAGCUCCAUCGCCCUCAGACACCUCAUCGAGUUCUAUUGAAUCCACACCAACUAUUUGGAGGCCUUGGGUUUGA
Messenger RNA from Caenorhabditis bovis, 1044 nucleotides. The record is from the annotation of a GenBank genome assembly. NCBI's taxonomy places the organism in Eukaryota, Metazoa, Nematoda, Chromadorea, Rhabditida, Rhabditidae.